Molecule: messenger RNA, 1557 nt
Organism: Hevea brasiliensis (rubber tree)
Lineage: Eukaryota; Viridiplantae; Streptophyta; Magnoliopsida; Malpighiales; Euphorbiaceae
Product: class V chitinase CHIT5a-like
Exons: 2
Coding region: 36-1394 (452 amino acids)
Biological process (GO): chitin catabolic process; carbohydrate metabolic process
Cellular component (GO): extracellular region
Molecular function (GO): chitin binding; chitinase activity
Source: RefSeq, a predicted model, not a curated record
UUUCCAAAGUGAAAUCAUUCCAUUCAUUCCUCACUAUGUCAACUCCAAAAGUCAUGUCACCUCUAUUUUUUUUAAUGCUUUACACUGUAAUCGCCAAUUGUGACUCCAUCUCUCUGUCGUCUGCCGCAGCUCCAUCUCCAUCACCCUAUUCUCUAAGACCUCUUUUGGUUUCCUAUGGACCAACCCCCGUUGCACUUGAUUGGUCUUCUCCAAGUCCUGCUUAUUAUUACUCACCUACACCUUCCUAUUCUCCACCUGAACCAAUUUCUCCCACUUCUCCGGCUUAUCCUCCCAUGGUUGAUGAUGAAAAUAAUGCUCCUGGUGCUUCCCCUGCAUACCCGCCAUCUGAUGUUUCUCAAGGAAUCAAAGCAGCCUACUGGCCAUCAUUCAAUGGACUUGAACCUUCCUCUAUUGAUACUUCAUAUUUCACCCACAUUUACUAUGCUUUUCUUUUACUCGACCCUGUCUCCUUCAAACUUAAUGUUACAACAAUUGAUCAAGAAAAGAUACCGGAGUUCAUAGACACCCUCCGUGCCCGAAACCCUCCUGUGAAGCUUCUACUAUCCGUAGGAGGUGCUGAUCCAAACCAAACUUCCUACUUCUCAAUAAUGGCGAGAACCAAUCAAACACGAGCAAUUUUCAUCAAUUCUACUAUUGAAGUUGCCAGGAAUUAUGAAUUUGAUGGCCUUGAUUUAGACUGGGAAUUUCCUGCUAAUGACCAAGAAAUGUCCGAUUUUGCUUUGUUACUCGAGGAAUGGCAACAAGCUCUAGAUGAUGACGCUAGAACUUCUGCAAAACCACGUCUCCUGCUAACUUCUGCAGUGUACUAUUCUUCCAGGUUCACCACAUAUGGUGAUCCCAGAUCAUACCCAGCACAGGCUAUAAAUAGUUUUCUUGAUUGGAUUAAUCCAAUAUGCUACGAUUACCAUGGGGCAUGGGAGAACUUCACCGGCCCAAAUUCUGCACUAUUUGCUACUAGUAAUCUAAGUACUAGUCAUGGAAUCGGGUCAUGGAUCGAAGCCGGUGUACCGCCCGAAAAGCUCAUAAUGGGGCUACCAUUAUACGGGCGGACAUGGAAACUCAAGGAUCCGAACAUUAAUGGGAUAGGAGCAGAAGCUGUAGGGCCGGGACCUGGAAAUGGGACAUUGAGUUAUAGCCAAAUUUUGGAAUUUAACAGUGAGAAUAAGGGAACAGUUCAUUUUGAUGGAGAAAGCGUGUCCUAUUAUUCAGUUGCUGGGGAUGCUUGGAUCGCGUAUGAUGAUACCAUGUCUGUUGAUCGAAAGAUCCAAUUUGCACGAUCACAGGGCUUGGGUGGAUACUUCUUCUGGGCUCUUGGUCAGGACAAGGACUGGACUAUCUCUAAACUAGCAUCGAAUUCGUGGGAUUACAAAUAAAUUUUCACUCCUGAUGGAUUGUGAGACUUGGAGAAAAUAUUCUAAUAUAAGAUUGAAUAAAUUUUUUUGCAUAUUAUUAUUAUUAUUUUUUUAUUCUAACUUCAUCAUUGAGUUGUCUCUAGCAUGUUAAUUAUCAUUGAUUGUUAUUUUUAUUAUUGUUAUU